AUGAAGUUCUUCACCCUUGUUGUGUCCCUUAGCCUCGCUUCCGUUAGUCUCGCAGCAGCUGUUCCCGCACCCGAAGGGCUGUUGGAGAGACGAGAGACGCCGUUACCCUUCUCAGAUUGUAAUGGCAUUUGUAAUGGAAAGGUCAGUAGAUAUUCUUACUAUCACAGCUAUUAAGUGAUUACUAACUUUCGUUUAAACAUAGCCCGUUGCAAAAUGCGUUAGAACGGAUUUUGGUAUUGCAUACGAAUGCCAAAAAUGA
Messenger RNA from Hymenoscyphus albidus, 259 nucleotides. NCBI's taxonomy places the organism in Eukaryota, Fungi, Ascomycota, Leotiomycetes, Helotiales, Helotiaceae. The record is from the annotation of a GenBank genome assembly.